UAUAUGAAUCCAAACUGUUCUUCCCAUUUCAACAGUUUGACAGAGAAGCAACAACAAAGAUUUUCUUAUUUGUUGAAAUCGAGAUCCGAAGGAGGUGCAAUGAAGAAGCUUGUACUCUUGAUAGCACUGUUGAGGGGCUGCUUGGGCUCUCCUGAAGAUCUACAAGGGAAAGUCUUCAGCUUUCCGGAGGAUUCUGACACUGCCUAUGUAAAGCUCACAACUGAUAAAGAGGAGCCACUCCAAGCUGUGACCGUCUGCCUACGAUACAUCUCUGACCUGACUCGUCCACUGACCCUCUUUUCUCUCGCCACACCAUCUGAAGACAACGCCUUUCUCCUCUUUAAACAGAAGCCAGGUCUUUACCAACCACACGUUGGUCAGAAAGUGAUUGAUUUUACAGAGGUAUUGGAAGAGAAGGGCCUACCGGGCUGGGUUCAUGUGUGUGUGACCUGGGAGUCGAGUAGCGGGAUAGCCCAGCUAUGGAUCAAUGGGAAAGGAAGUGUGAGGAAAGGGCUAAACAGAGGUAGAUCGCUUCAGGGAAAGCCCAGUGUUGUACUCGGUCAAGAACAGGAUAGUUAUGGAGGUAAAUUUGACAAGUCACAGUCGUUUGUCGGUCAGAUAUCAGAUUUGCACAUGUGGGACCGUGCACUGUCUCCUUGUGAAAUAUGUGCUGCUAAUGAAGGCUCUUACUUUCAGCCAGGUAAUGUGUUAAACUGGGCGGCAUUACAGUACACCAUGGAUGGGUAUGUGCUGCUGGAAAAAAUGGUGCCAACCUACAACAGCUGUAAUAACAAUAACAACAACAACAGAGAGACGACGUGUUGAAAUACAGGCUGUUAACAAAGGCUCUGUCUUUUUGAGCCAAGUCAUUUUCAAACCACAUCACUGCAGAAAUUUUCAGAGGCAGACCCAGUGGUUGAAACUGACAUUUUUGCUCAAAUAUAUUAAGCAUGAUACAUAAUAAAAUGAAAAAAAAAAUUCUAGACACACAUAAGAAAUAUAAUAUUAAGAAAAUGUAGCUGACGUUUCGUUACAAGCAAAAUGAUAUUGACUGCAUGCGCUUUUCAUAUAAUUUGCUGUCUGAAGUGGACUUUAAGAUCCAUUGAACCGUUUCUAUUGUCUAUAAAAAAGUUUCUGGCUGUUCAUCUUCAAUAGCAAUGCAAUGGUUCUGUACAAAGGGGCAAUGGCACCUCAACGGAAGAUAUCUGUAGGUAUGAGACAAUGGUACGAGCCAUUGAUUCCACAGUGGUAGCAUUUUACUAUGUUAACAGACCAAUGAAAUUUCAGAUCACAUUGAUAAUCCCUCUGCACCAGUAUGCCAGAGUAUCAGGACUCCUCUGCUAUACUUUGUUUAAAUCCCAGUGAGGUCUAUUUUAAUAAUCUAAACACUGGCAAAUCUAAAUAGUGCCUCUAUUCAACUCUAUAUCACCAGCUGGUUUCCCCACAGGGGGGGGAUUUCAAACCCCCUUAUUGUAUUACCUUUACUGCAUACAGUGAAAUAACAUUGGUUUAGAUCACUGCUGAUAAUGCUACUGUCUGCUAAUGUUUCUGCUAGGGGUUUGUGCUGGGAUUAUACAUUUCUGAGAUCCCAAUAUGCAUGUUUUAAUUGCAAGAAUCUAAUUGCAUUGACUUCAUGUACAACCAUUUUUUGUUUUUGUUUAUUAAAGAAACUGUAAAAACAAUAAAGUCUGUAAGAAUUGUU
Messenger RNA from Acipenser ruthenus (sterlet), 1702 nucleotides. Its product is annotated as serum amyloid P-component-like. The record is from RefSeq and is a predicted model, not a curated record. The coding region runs from base 4 to 825 and encodes 273 amino acids. Lineage: Eukaryota; Metazoa; Chordata; Actinopteri; Acipenseriformes; Acipenseridae. The transcript is spliced from 2 exons.